AUGUCAGCUAUUACACUCCCUGUCUUUCCCGUCCCAUACCCCUUUAUUCUCUUUCCAUCUGCUCGUCUCACGUUCCCCAUCACCCCCGAGGUCGCCAAUUCGCUCCUGCAGCUCAUUCAACCUGGCGACAGCCAGCCGGUCGUUGUAGCUGUCCCUGUCACCGCUGAGAGUACGCUGCAUACGUGGGGCACAACUGCACGAGUCAUCCGUCUCGUCCGACCGCAAACGCGUGCAGUAUCUGACCGCUACGGUCUCGUUUUGCAAGGCAUAUCACGCGUGCGUUUGCUCGAGGAUACCCGAAGCUCGGAUACCGAGGGUAUUGUUGAGCGGAAGGUCGGGCUACCGGCCGAAAAUAAUAUGCCUUCAGCCGAAGCUGUAGCUAUGUUCAAGGCCGCGUCCUUUAAGCUGCUGGAGCGUCUCGCAAAGGAUUCCCCGCAACAGUCCAAGCGCGCUGCUUACAUGAAAGUUUCCAAUGUUAUAGAGGAUAUUGCGGAUGAACGGGUCCCUGGAAUGGCGGACAUGCUGGUGGCAGGAUUCAUCGAUGACUACAAUGACAGACUUGACUUCCUGUCCGCAGCCGAUGCAGACGAUCGACUUCGCCGUGCCACUGCGCUAUUCGUGAAGUACACGUCGAUAUCUGAGGUGACGCGCAAGAUUGAGCAGUCCGUGGACGAAUCUCUUUCGAGGCAGCAGAAGGAGUUCUACCUACGGCAACAGCUCGCUGCUAUUCAGCGAGAACUGCGCACGCUCGAGCAGACGUCGAUCGACGGCAGGAAUGGUGGGACAGAGGAGGACAAGCGGUCUGAGCCAGUAUCAGAGCUGGAUGAGGACACGGAGGAGAAGGACAUGGCGGACAUACGUGUGGGCAUCGACGCGAUGGCGCAAGGAAGCGAGGAGCGCAAGGUUGCAGUACGCGAGUGGCGGCGGCUGAAGCGUAUUCCGAGCGGUAGCGUUGAGCAAGGCGUCGUCCGCAAUUACCUGGAUUGGCUUGUCGCAGUUCCAUGGGCGGCAUCGACCACCACACAGGCAAAUGCGUCACUCGAAGCACUACGGGAUCGUGCAUUCCUCACGAACGCGCGGAAACAGCUCGAUGCCGACCACUACGGUCUGGAAAAGAUCAAGAAGCGGCUAAUCGAGUACCUCGCGGUUGUCCGGCUGAAGGAGUUGAAUGCGGAGAAGGAAGCACGCGCGCAAACUCAAGAAAGUCAGCUGGUCGUCCUGAAGGCUAACGAGCAAGACGCUAAGAGGCUCUUUCCUGGUGCCAGUCCCGAAUCAAUAUCACCACCACCCAGGAAGGGUGUCAAGGGCCCGAUCCUCCUGUUCGUUGGUCCGCCUGGAACAGGCAAGACCUCACUUGGCCACUCGAUCGCGCGAGCGCUCAACCGGCCGUUCCAGCGUAUCUCGCUCGGUGGCGUGCGAGACGAGGCCGAGAUCAGGGGGCAUCGCCGGACGUAUGUUGCCAGUGGACCCGGCAUGAUCGUGCAGGCGUUGCGGAAGGCGGGACGACCAGACCCAGUCAUUCUGUUGGAUGAGGUUGACAAGGUUGGGCAUAAUAGCAUUCACGGGGAUCCCUCUGCCGCUCUUUUGGAAGUGCUUGAUCCGGAGCAGAAUCAUUCAUUCAAGGACCAUUACAUUAAUGUGCCCAUCGACUUGAGUCAAGUGCUGUUUAUCUGUACUUCUAAUACUCUGGAGACCAUCGCCCUUCCUCUUCUAGACCGCUGUGAAAUUGUGCAGCUCUCCGGAUACACGUACGACGAAAAGAUGCACAUCGCGCUGACGUUUCUACUUCCGAAGCAGUUACAGGCCAACGGGCUGACGCCGGAGCACGUCACGAUAACCACACUGGCACUCCAGCGCAUGGCGACGCACUACACACGGGAGGCGGGGGUGCGCUCCCUGGAGCGUGCAAUCGGCGCCGUCGUGCGGUACAAAGCCGUAGAGUGGGCGGAAUACGCGGAUAGUGUUGGGCAUGAGGCCGCGGUGAUCAGCCAGAUACAGAGUCAGAAAGGCGGACAGGCAGAGUAUCGUAGCGUUGUUGAGGAGGACGAACUAGAGCGCAUCCUCGGCAUCGCGAGGUGGGACGAGGAGGAAAGAGACAGAGAGGAACGGUGCGGUGUUGUUUACGGCCUCGUCGUUACUGGCACGGGUGAGGGCGGGAUCUUGCCUGUCGAGACCAUAGCAGUCCCUGGCACAGGGCGGUUGAAGCUGACUGGCAGCUUGGGAGACGUCAUCAAGGAAAGUGGUGAACUCGCAUUGAGUUGGGUCAAGACGCACGCGUAUGACCUCUGUAUCACCAAGUCGCGCGCACAGGACCCGUUGAAGGUCCCCAAUCCGAUCGACAUUCACCUUCAUCUACCGGCCGGUGCUGUUAAGAAAGACGGUCCUUCUGCUGGUAUUGCGAUGAUAUGUGCCUUUGUCUCGCUGCUCACGGGGUCGUGCAUACCGAGCAACGUUGCUAUGACUGGGGAGGUUACCCUGCGCGGCCGCGUGGGUCCCGUCGGUGGCAUCAAGGAGAAGGUGCUAGGUGCGCACCGUGCCCAGAUUGCUAAGGUUGUCCUGCCGUGGGCAAAUCGCAAAGAUGUUGAGCACGAUGUUCCCCUCGAGGUGCGCUCUGACAUCGAGUUUGUCUACGUGCGUACAAUCGAGGAAGUGUUGGAGGCGGCUUUUGGAAAAGGGAGAAUCGAAUGGAGGAGGAGCGUCGGGCUAUUGGAGAGCCGGCUGUAA
Molecule: messenger RNA, 2724 nt
Organism: Sparassis crispa
Lineage: Eukaryota; Fungi; Basidiomycota; Agaricomycetes; Polyporales; Sparassidaceae
Product: Lon protease homolog 2, peroxisomal
Exons: 10
Coding region: 1-2724 (907 amino acids)
Biological process (GO): protein catabolic process; protein processing; protein targeting to peroxisome
Cellular component (GO): peroxisomal matrix
Molecular function (GO): ATP hydrolysis activity; ATP-dependent peptidase activity; ATP binding
Source: RefSeq, a predicted model, not a curated record